Phascolarctos cinereus (koala) is the source of this 2543-nucleotide messenger RNA. Lineage: Eukaryota; Metazoa; Chordata; Mammalia; Diprotodontia; Phascolarctidae. The record is from RefSeq and is a predicted model, not a curated record.
AUGAAAGAUCAGCUAACCGAUCGGGGACCCCAGCAUCCCCGGGGCGGGGAUGAGAAAGAGAACACUUUCCUGAUCUCACCCGGGGAGAAGCUGCGAACGAACCUGCUGGCGAGAGUGCCCACAUACCACCGGGUCUUUUUGCCUUAUGCUGGGGGAUGGCACGAGGGGGAGAGUAGGGUGAGGAUGUCUGACCCCACUUUCCCGGCGGGCGGGGGGAGGAGUUGGCCCGGCCCCAGCUGUGGCCGGUUCUCGGCCCCCGCCCCCCCGCCGCCCGCCCCGGCCCCCGCCCCCCGGCCGCGGCCGCUGCCGGCGCACUCGCCGGUCGCUGUGAAAAGGCACAGGCGGCGGCCGUUCCGGCUCCGCUCGGGUCCCCAGCGCCUCUCCGCGUCCGCACUUCUUUUUCUCCAGCUGCCCGCACCCGCCAAACUUGAUGUGACCCCAGUCCAAGACGGCGGCUGCCCCACUCACUGCCCCGCACGCCUCCCCCUCCCCCCACUCCACCCCGCACUCCCCGGAGCGCACGGGCCACUGACCACCCCCCUCCCCCCACUCCACUCGGGGCCCCGGCGCCGCUCCCCGCCCCCUCCUCUUGCCUCUCUCCCUCCCGCCUCCUCAGCCCCCUCCCGCACCAUGAGCAACCUGAAGCCGGACAGCGAGCACAGCACCAGCACCGGCACCGGCACCGGCGGCAGCUUGGAAGAGGAGGUCCGGACACUGUUUGUCAGUGGCCUCCCUGUAGACAUCAAACCACGGGAACUCUAUCUUCUCUUCCGGCCGUUUAAGGGGUAUGAAGGGUCACUGAUCAAACUCACGUCCAAACAGCCUGUAGGUUUUGUGACUUUUGACAGCCGUGCUGGGGCAGAAGCAGCCAAAAAUGCAUUGAACGGUAUUCGUUUUGACCCUGAGAAUCCACAGACCUUAAGGUUAGAGUUUGCCAAGGCCAACACUAAAAUGGCAAAGAGCAAACUGAUGGCAACACCAAAUCCCAGCAGCAUCCACCCCGCCCUGGGCGCACACUUCAUCGCACGGGAUCCCUAUGAUCUGACAGGAGCUGCUCUGAUCCCCGCUUCCCCGGAGGCCUGGGCCCCUUACCCGUUGUACACUACGGAGCUGACCCCUGCCAUCCCACAUGCUGCAUUCACCUACCCAGCUGCUGCUGCUGCUGCUGCUGCCCUGCAUGCUCAGAUGCGCUGGUAUCCUCCCUCUGAAGCCACGCAACAAGGAUGGAAAUCUCGUCAGUUCUGUUAGUCCUUUAGUCUUACCACAACAGCUUAACCCCCAGUCUGAGUCCCCACUGGAGCAUCCAGCUGGGGAGAAAGCCGUAGAGUCAAUUUGCAAAUUGUUUUGGUGGGCACCAGCAUUGGUGCUGGGCACUUCGGUCACCUCUGGUGCCCUCAUGGGGUGCUGCCAUCUGUCCUACCCCCCCAAAGACUGUGAAUUAUAAAACCAACUUAAUGGACUCUGUCCCAUUUUCUUUCUUUUAUUCUUACCUGCCAUUCCCACCCUGCCCCAGAGGCUCUCCUGAGGCCUGGCUAGAAGGGCACAGGGUCUUCUGGCUGAGACAAGGAGGCUCAGGGCUGUGGCCGACUGUGGGACAGAGCUGUUCCCAGGCCUCUGCCGCCCAAAUCGUUUUGUUUCUGUAGCUCUGCUUAAAGGAAACAAGACGUUUAAUUUUGCAUGUUUUCUGGCAUGAAUUAAGACAUUUAAACUUGUGUAUGUGCGAGUGUACAGUUUGUUCUAGCGUUAGUGUCACCAUAGCAACAGGUUUUGGCCCACUUACUGGUCCAUCAUUCCCCACCCCCUCUCUGUGCUCUCCUCCCCCACCCUUCAUCCCCCAUUAUCUCUAGCUUCUGUGAAGAGAAGACUUGGCUUUUAAACUGAGAAAUGAUUCCUCUUCCCAGUCUUCAUCUGCUCCCCCCAAGAUGGGCAGAAUUAAGGAACUACCUGUCCAGUGAUGCACUGGGUUUUCUCUUACCUUUUGCUUUAGGGUCCUCCUCUUUCUCCUCUGAUGGGCUCUCCCCAGAGACCAGUUGUCAGAUAAAUCUGUGUCCCCCCCCCCUCCGCCUUCUGCUGGAGCAUGUGCCCUUCCCUAUCUUGCCAGUUGCUGUCAUCCUUUCUGAACUUCCAGACAACCAAAAAAGUGCAAGUAUUUUUGUACCAUGUGUAACAAGGCUAUAUUUAUGCAUCAUAAAGGAUUUUCGUGUGUGUGUUUGUGUGCAGUUAACAAAGAGAAAUGGUUAGCCCUGUCAGAUAAGUUAAUGUUUAGUUAAGCUUGAAGAAAGGAGAUUCUGUUCUUCAGCGAUAAGCGUUUUUGUCAGGCAUUAGUUUAAAAAAAAUGAAGGAAACAAAUUGUGCAAUUUCAUUUUGUUUUUGUGAGCUUAUGUCAUAUUACCGCUUGGUCCUGAAGUGCUUUACCUAUUACCUACAGCUGUCUAGCUUGUAUUCAGACUUUGGAGAAUAGGUUGCUAUUAUCAUUGCUGAUCCUAUGAGAAUGUGAAACUGGAUAAUAUAUGAAAUGCAAAAUAAAGUAUCAUCCAAGGUGA